This is a messenger RNA of Pieris napi, 1589 nucleotides long. RefSeq names its product sulfotransferase 1C4-like. Lineage: Eukaryota; Metazoa; Arthropoda; Insecta; Lepidoptera; Pieridae. The record is from RefSeq and is a predicted model, not a curated record. Gene Ontology annotation, biological process: sulfation. Gene Ontology annotation, molecular function: sulfotransferase activity. The transcript is spliced from 7 exons. The coding region runs from base 69 to 1076 and encodes 335 amino acids. Gene Ontology annotation, cellular component: cytoplasm.
UUUAUGCAAAGAAAGUGGCAUUUUAAUUUAUCAGCGGUUUUGAUAGGUCGUUAAAAAGGUUUAGCAAAAUGAUCAACGAAAACUAUCCAUAUGAAAUUAAAGUUGUGGAAAUGGAAGUAGAAGGAACUGCACAUAAGUUUCCAGUAAUUGUUCGCGUAGGACCUAAGGGCUAUGUGUUUCCCGAAAAUUUUAAACAUGCAGCGGCCGAUAUUUAUAAUAUGGAAGUCAAGUCAAGUGACAUUUUUGUCGCCAGUUUCCCAAGAUCUGGAACGACGUGGACUCAGGAUAUGGUUUGGCUGAUAGUGUCUGAUUUAGACUACGAAAGAGCAUUGAAUAUACCACUAACAGAGAGAUAUGCUUUUCUUGAAUUUUUUUCAAAUUUUGAUGAUGAACUAAAAAAGAAAUUAUUCGACAUCAAUAAGGACGACGAGGCGAAGCUCAAAGAAUUUGAACUUCUUUUUAAACCGGCGACAGAGAUAUUGGAAACCACACCAUCUCCACGGUUCAUAAAGACCCACCUGCCACUCUCCUUGAUGCCACGGAAGGCUCUUGAAGCCAAGGUAGUAUAUGUGGCAAGAGAUCCGCGGGAUGCAAUCGUCUCUUUGUAUCAUUUAGUAAAUUCAAUGAGAUUUAUGAACCUGGACGGAGAUUUUAAAGCAUUUUGGAAGACGGUUGUAAACAAUUCUCAACCCUGGACGCCAUAUUUCGAUAACGUAAAGGAGGCAUGGGAAAAGCGUGAUCAUCCGAACAUGCUGUUUUUAUUCUACGAAGACAUGAGAAAGGAUCUGCCUUCAGUUGUACGCCGCGUUUCAGAUUUCUUCGGCAAAGAAUAUAAUGAGAAAGAAAUAGCGCGGCUCUGUGACCAUCUCAGUUUUGACAAUUUUAAGAAGAACCCUUCAGUUAAUUACGAUCUUAUGAAGGAGCUUGGAUUAAUGUAUACUGAUAAAGAUUUUAUUCGAAAAGGAAAGUCUGGGGGUUGGCGUGAUUACUUUGAUGAGGAGAUGACGGCAGAAGCAGACAAAUGGAUUGAGGAAAAUCUACGUGACACAGAUCUGUGCUUUCCCAGCAUGCAAUGAUUUUAAGCCGCAUUAAUUGAGAUCUAAAUUCACAUUUGUAUAAUAACAAUUAUUAUUACUGUAAAUGGUUUAUGUUAUACAACAUUUGUUAAUAAAUUAUAAGUUGUCUGAUAAUUUUAUUGAAGUGAAAACUUCUUUAGUGGCGUUGUACACUUUUUUUGGAAUGGGUAAAAAAAUUUAAACUCGCGUCAGGUUACGUGUCCUGAUCGAAAAUUUGUAAGACGGUUUUUUUUUAAAGGAUUAUGAACCUUCGUUCUGUAUUGUUACGGUUUUAAUUAAUUUGUCUCUUUCCUCAGAUACAUUGAUGUAUGUGGAGUUGGACCUUAAGUCAAUACAUCAAGGUUUAAUUUUGCGAAACGUCUUAAGCUUUAUGUAUUAACGAUUUGAUCAGACUGACGCGAAUAAAAAAUGGCAACUUAAAAAAUAGUGAAUUUUCCUAAUUGAAUUAUUAAAUACUAAUUUUAAUUAUUUUGUGUAGGAUUCCUAAGACGGAUGGAGAGUAGACAACUGUAA